Messenger RNA from Capsicum annuum, 522 nucleotides. RefSeq lists its product as uncharacterized. Lineage: Eukaryota; Viridiplantae; Streptophyta; Magnoliopsida; Solanales; Solanaceae. The record is from RefSeq and is a predicted model, not a curated record. The coding region runs from base 1 to 522 and encodes 173 amino acids. The transcript is spliced from 2 exons.
AUGGAUGAACUUCGACAAGCUCAAGCUAAAAAAUUUCAAGAGGCCCUAGAUAUGGGCGAGAUUGAAACUUGUAAGGGCUUGAAUCAAGAACUUGGUCUUGCUAGAGCUGCUAAUACUCAUUGGGGUUCACACUAUAAAUCGUUUAAGAACUUUAUUAGUAUUUUUGGUUCUAUUACUGAUGUCCUUAAUACUAUUGUUGUUGAUUCUGAAUCUGUUGAAGAAAAAGCUAGGGCAACAGGAUAUCUCAAAACUUGUCAAACAUUUGAGAUAUUGAGAAUGGCUGAAUUAUAUCCUGAUGAUUUUGGUGAAAAUAUAAUGGUUACUCUCAAGAAUCAGAUAGAGACUUAUAUUGUUGGUGAAAGUUUUUUUAAUCUAAAAGGACUUGGUGACCUUUCCGAGGAGCUAGUUAAGAAAAAAAAAUACUUUAAUUAUCCUCUUGUGUUUCGUCUUGUAAAGUUUCCAUUGCUCCUGCCGAUUGCCACUGCUACAGUUGAAAAAGGCAAUAAAAUUGAUCAAGAGUGA